Messenger RNA from Malurus melanocephalus (red-backed fairy wren), 4466 nucleotides. RefSeq names its product sperm associated antigen 5 (gene SPAG5). The transcript has 24 exons. Lineage: Eukaryota; Metazoa; Chordata; Aves; Passeriformes; Maluridae. Gene Ontology annotation, biological process: regulation of attachment of spindle microtubules to kinetochore; cell division. The coding region runs from base 188 to 4396 and encodes 1402 amino acids. The record is from RefSeq and is a predicted model, not a curated record.
CGCAGCCAAUCAGAGCCGUCCGUGAUUUUCAAACCGGCGGCGCGCGGGCGGAGGCGGGGCCGGACCGGACACCGAGAGCGGGCCUAGAACAAGGCCGAGACCAACCGGGAGCGGGCCCGAGACCGACCGCAGCCGGAGUCGAGACCCAGAUAAAGACCGGGAGCAGGGCCGGGCCCAUUCCCGGACCAUGCAGCGCGCCAAGACCCCCGCCGCGCAGAAGCGGCCCCGGCGCACCCCCCUGCAGGAGCUGCAGCUUCAACCGGGGUCUGACCGGACCAGCCUGACCCCGCUGCUCCGCCGGCUGCGGCUCAAGGACCAUGACUGCGCCACCCCAGUGUCCUGUGCCCGGGGACCCCGCAGCAGCGUCACCGCAGUGCCUUUCACCCCAGGACCCCCCCGGAGUGCCACCCUGGGCCCCCCCAGCAGCACCACCCCAAUGCCUUGCACCCCAGGGCCCCCCAGCAGCACCGCUUUGGAGCCCACCAGGACCUCAGAGCUCCUCGAGACUCCCAUCCUUAAGGAGGGUGGCUCUGAGGCCCCCAGCAAUCCCACCCUUAUGCCUGCUGCCCUGGAGACCCCCAGCAGCAUCAGCCCAGAGGCCCCUAGCAGUCCUAUCCCAGUGUCCAGCAUCCCGGAGCUCCCUGAAAACACCGUGCCAGCCUCUGUGUGCAGCUCCAUCCCAGUGCUCAGCAUCCCGGAGCUCCCCAACAGCACCAUACCAACCUCCCUAUGCAGCUCCAUCCCAAUGCCCAGCACCGCAGAGCCCUCCAGCAGCACUGUGCCAGCCUCUGUGUGCAGCUCCAUUCCACGGCCCAGCAUCCCGGAGCUCCCCAGCAGCACUGUGCCAGUCAUCUUGGGCAGCUCCAUUCCAAAGCCCAGCACCUCAGAGCCCCCCAGCAGCACCAUACCAACCUCCCUGUGCAGCUCCAUCCCAGUGUCCAGCACCCCAGAGCCCUCCAGCAGCACCAUACCAACCUCCCUGUGCAGCUCCAUCCCAAUGCCUAGCACCCCAGAGCCCCCCAGCAGCACCGUGCCAGUCGCCUUGGGCAGCUCCAUCCCAAUGCCCAGCACCCCAGAGUGCCUUGAGAACACUGUGCCAGUCUCCCUGUGCAGCUCCAUCUCAGAGCCCUCCAGCAGCACCAUGCCAGUCUCCUUGUGCAGCUCCAACCCAGUGCCCAGCACCCCAGGGCCCUCCAGCAGCCUCAUUCCAGUGCCCGUGUGCAGCUCCAUCCUAGGAUCCAGCACCCCAGAGUGCCCUGAGAACACCAUGCCGGUCUCCCUGUGCAGCUCCACCCCAGUGCCCAGCACCCCUCAGUCCCCUGGCAGCACCACCCCAGGGCUCCCYAACAUCAUCAGCUCUGUGUCCUGCAACCCAAACUCCCCAGGCAGCUCUGCUCUCCCCCGCUGCAGCUCUGCAUCCCCUGGCAAUGCCAGCACAGCCUCCUGCACCCCAGGGCCCCCUGGCACCAGCUCCACCCCGCAGAAAGCUCCUUUCCAUGGGUGGCGAGCAGCACCUCCAGACUUUUCCUGCAGCCCUGUGGUCUCUGAGCCCCCAUCUGCAGAUGGGAGUGCUGGUCCUCUGCCUUGCCAAGGCACCYCUGAGGGAGCAGAGUCUCCUGCCCCUGUCCCCCCAGAGCAGAGCCCAGCUGGCCUCCCUCCCAUUGAGGCAAAUGGGUUGGAGCCURCUGGGUCAGAAGCCAUUGUCACCUCUGUCACAUCACCUGAAUCCACCCUGGGGGCUGUGUCCUGGAUGUUGCCACUGGUGUGGCUGGAGAAGACCCUCAACACCUCGUUCCUGGUGGAAUCCCUGCAGCACAGCCUGCCCCUCCACAAGCCACAGCAGGAUGCCAGCAGCAGUGUCGGCACCAGCACAACCCCAGUGUCCACUACAGCCUUUGGAACCAGCAUAACCCCGGUGUCCAUCAUUGCCACGGGCACCAGUAUGAGCCCAGUGGCCACCAUGGCCACUGGCACCUUCAUGACACCUCGGGAUGUGUGGGAGAGGAGCAUGAACACAUCCAGGGGAAGCCUCCCCUCUGCCAAGGACAACGCUGCUGAAACGGACUCCCUGCUCUGGCACUGUCCCCGGGAGCAGCUGAAGGCCCUGCCACGGGCGGAGCUGGAGGGGCGGCUGGAGAGCACCCUCAUCAUCAUCGAAGCCCUGUCGCUGCAGCUGCGUCACUUGCAGGACAGCCAGCGGCCAYGCUCCGGUGUGGGGCCGGCCGAGCAGAGAAACGCGCUCACACAGACCGACAUCACCCUCCCCAAAGGGCACACCUGGAACAGCCAGUGCCUCCUGUCCCAGGUCCCCACGGGUCCUGCCUUUCAGAGCCUGCAGGAUGAGCAGGGAGCCCUCCUYCCUCAGCAGGAGCAGCAGAGGACCCUGGUGUCCCAGUGCCUGGCUGUGCCUGAGAGUGCUCCCAGCAAGCUGCAGAGCUGCCUGGAAGARCGGGAUGCCGUGAGGCAGCGAGUGGAUGAGGCCCUACGAACCAAGGAGCAGGGAUCUCUCUUCCUGGAGGCUUUCUGUGCCCGUGUCAGCGCCCACCUCCGUGCCCGUGACGAGAGCCUGGCCUCGCAGCAGGAGCUGAGCACGCUGCUGGCCCAUGUCACCAACCUGCGGACAUCCCUGUCUGCUCAGGCUCAGUCUUUCCGCGAAUUCUUAAAURGCAUCUUUGAAAAUCUGGAGAAGGAUAGGAGAGCCUUGGAUGAGGAGCGGGAGCGGGUGAACGCCCUGGCGUCCCAGUCCCAUGCCAUACUGGAGCAAGUGCCUGGCAAGCUGCAGAGCUGCAUGGAGGAGCUGGCUGCCACUCAGGAGCGAGCACAGGAGGCUCUUCAAGCCAAGGAGGAGGCRUCCUGCCAACUGCAGAAGACCUUGGUGGCUUUGCAGGACGCAGAGGCUCAGGUGGAGCAGCUGACAGUGUCCAACUCACGCCUGGGCAAAGACCUGAGCUCCGUGAUGAUCAAUCUGGCCAGUGUGGAGCAGGAGCGGGACGCGCUGCAGCAGGAGAACGAGAAGCAGUGGGAGGAGAUGGCCCAGCUGGCUCAGGAGAGGAACAGCCUGCAGCAGGAGUGCAAGGAGCUGUGCCAGGAGCUGCGGGAGGCCACCGAGUGCCGGGAGUUCCUGGACCAGGAGAACCAAAUGUGCCGCACGCAGCUGCUGGAGGUGGAGGCCAGGCUGAACUCCACGCAGGCCACGCUGCAGGAGCGUGUCCUGCAGCACGAGGAGCUGAUGGAGUCCCAYCAACGCCUGCGGGAAGAGCAGGCCGCCCUCAGYAAGGAGCUGAACAGCACCAAGGCCGAGCUGCUCAACCUGCAGACAAAGAGGAACAAAGUUUCAUGGUGCUCCACGGACAUYGUGGAGAGCAAGAUGCGGCUGCAGGAGCUCGCUGACUGCCUCAAGGCUGCUCUGGAAGAGCAGGAUGACGAUGAUGAUGCUGCUCCAUCAAGAAGCAAAGCCUGGACACCGGCCCCCCGGACCCCAGGCUGGCAGACCCCACGCCGCCCCUGGACCCCGGCCUUCCGCACCCCUGCGUGCCACACCCCACACCGUGCCGGCAGCUCCUUCGUGGGCAGCGUCCUGAAGGCAGUGGCGGGGAAAGAUGCCAACGAAACCACCAGAAGUGAGGGUGCAGUUSCCAAGGACAGACUUGCAUCCACACCAAAGCCCAUAGAUCCUGAGGAUGCUCUGCUGGAGAGCGUGAAGGAGCUGAGAUCUGUGGUCUCCAACCUCGCCAUGCUGAGCUGCCGCAUCCARGAACUGGAGCAGAGCGAGUUCAGGGCACUGCGGACAGAGAUCUCUGAACUGCAGCUCCGCCUGGAGACGGUGACAGCCGAGAGUGAGGAGACGGUGGACGCCCAGGCUGCCACCAUUGCCAAACUGAACAAGGUGCUGAGGACCAAGCUUGAGAACGAGAAGGAGCUGCAGGACGUGGUGAAACAGCAGGAAGAGAAGAUGUUGCAACUCAUCGACAAGAGCGGGGAAGUCACGAGGCUGAAGGCAGAGGUCUCCCAGCUGAAGCGUUCGCUCCAGCGCGCAGAGACGGAGGCCAAGGUGCUGUGGGAGGAGAUGCGGAGCAAGGAGCACCAAGUGGACACUGCCUAUGUCCAGGAGCGGGUCAUGCUGCGGCGAGAGGUGGAUAAACUGCGGCUGCUGCUCCUGGAGAAAGAGGAUGAGAAUCUGCGGCUCACUGACAAGUACCUGGAGCAGGUCCGAGGGCUGGAGGUGAAACUCCAUCAAACCCAGAAAGUGCUGAAGACCCACGAGGAGAUGCUGGAGAAGAUGAAAGAGGUCCUGUCGGCUGUCCCCGAGGAGGCUCUGGGCUGCCAGGAGCUCCAGAGCCUGUUGUGCUACCUGGGCCUGAAGCCAGCCAGCAAGGAAGCUGCUGAGCCGCUGUAGCCUCUAGCCUGAAACCUUUCCUGUUGUUAAUGUUGUAAUUAUUUAUUGAAUAAAGUUGUGUUGGCUUUUA